Molecule: messenger RNA, 1968 nt
Organism: Pseudozyma hubeiensis SY62
Lineage: Eukaryota; Fungi; Basidiomycota; Ustilaginomycetes; Ustilaginales; Ustilaginaceae
Exons: 1
Coding region: 1-1968 (655 amino acids)
Molecular function (GO): DNA binding
Source: RefSeq, a predicted model, not a curated record
AUGCAUCCGUACACAAAUCGACACUUGCCUUCUAGGCCCGACUAUGCUCGGUCGCAGACUAUGCCUCGCGGCCCACUCCCGGGGCCUCCGCACGGUCCCAUGUACCCAGACCACGCUCCUCCAUCCGAGCGCGCCUACGCGCCGUACCCCGCUCCCCACCCCACCUACACGCGCCACCAUCACUCGUACUACGACGAGCGCGGCCCUCUUCCACCGCCGCCCCUCCACCACCGACACACGCAUCACGAUGAGCCCUACUAUCCCUACGAUGGCCGAUCCCCCUCGUCGGUCAGCGCCGCACACCAGCAUGCCCAGUGCGCUCGCGACCACCAUGGUCACCCACAGCAUCCCGGUCAUGCGCCCGCUCAUGCCCGUCAUCCAUACAGCUCGCACCACGCGUCGUUCUCUUCAAACAGCUCGACGGCGUCCUCUUCGGCUCACGGCAUGCGAGCAUCCAUCGGCCACCCCAUGUCCAUGCCCAUCGGCUCGCAGCAGCAGCCGACCUACCGAGGCCACAUCAAGACCACCAAGGACGCCAUCCUCCUCCUCGCCGCCUGCGAUCUCGUCGAAGACGCCGGCGUGCCCGGCUUGCCGCCUCCUCGACGUGUCAACCGUCGUCUCUUGGAUUCCGAACGCGCCGAUCUCAUCUGCUCCGGCAGCAUCUUUGUGUGGGAUGAGAAGGAGGCCGGCAUGCGUCGAUGGACCGACGGCAAGUGCUGGUCUGCCAGUCGAGUAAGCGGCUGCUUCCUUACGUACCGCGAGCUCGAGGCGCGCAAGAAGCCGUCGUCCUCCAUCACUGGCGGUCCUACUUCCAACCUCUACAAAGCCGAGGGUCUCAUCAAGCAAUCAUUCAGCAUGACCACCACCUCGGGCCGCAAGCUUCACGUCAUCUCCUACUACACCAAGCGCGACGUUCGCGAAGGUUUGCUGCGUCGCGUCAGCGAAGACCCUCGCUUCGUUGGCGAGAACGGCGGCGAGUGGGGUCUCGAGGUCGACGAGGCCGAGUAUCCCGAUCCGAUCAGCCGCGCCGGUGAUCUUCCUCCUGGAGUCAACCCGGAAGACCUCGAAGGCUCGCAGUCGCCCCCUGGUCCCGCCCACCUGGAAAUUCGUCGCGGUUCCGCUGCGAUGCACUCCAAGGACACUGGCUACGAAGCUCAUCCUGUCUCUCCUGGACCGCGAUCGUACGUCGACGAGCGCACCCGCACGGAGCGUGGCCGCAUCUCGCCCGGCGCAAGGGACCCACGCACGCUCUCGCCCCGCGAGGCUGCAUCCGGGCGUGAGUCUGACAGCCACGCGCCUCGCUUGCGUCCUGUCAAGGCCGAACCUGUCGACAGGCUUUCGUAUGCCGAGGUGACACCUUUCCACGAAGCGCGCGGUCUGCUCCCCAUUCGACCCAUCCCGGUGGACUCCAAGUAUGCAGAGCUCGCCGUUCGACGUGGCAGCAAGGAUGCCACGUUGGACGCUUCGCCUCGCUCUCUUCACGAUGCAGGACACGCGUAUGGCCGCAAGCGAUCGUACCAGGAUUUCCGCGGUGGAGCUCUGCCUCUUGACGAUGGUCGCGACGACAUCAAGCCGACGCGCCCUCGUCUACAGCGUCUGCGCAGCUCGAGCAUGAGCAGCCCCAGCAAAUCGGCUCAGGACGUGCUCGCGCCCAUCCGACCGAGCCGCCCUCUCGGUCGCGGUGGCUCGGACGACGAGGGAGUGUCCAAGCUUCGCUCCACGCACGGAGGACCGCACGGGUUCAAGGAGCAGCGCGAUUCGGCGGUGGGUGCUCUGCUGAGCCUGCGCAGCGGUUCCGGCUCGAGCGAAGACUCGCUCCCGAUGCACGCCAAGACCGGCGCUGCCUCCAUGUCGCAAUCCUCCGCGAUGACGACACCCACGAGCGUCGAAGGAGACGAUGUGGCCGGCAAACCCGCAUUCUCCCGUAUGGAUCGUGCUGCCCUCGACCGGUUCAGCGUUCGUAUCUAA